Salvia splendens (bonfire salvia) is the source of this 851-nucleotide messenger RNA. RefSeq names its product thioredoxin H9. Bases 227 to 676 code for a protein of 149 amino acids. The transcript has 4 exons. NCBI's taxonomy places the organism in Eukaryota, Viridiplantae, Streptophyta, Magnoliopsida, Lamiales, Lamiaceae. The record is from RefSeq and is a predicted model, not a curated record.
GCGUUUGGUAGGGUGGUAGGAGAUAGCCCCACCCUGCCGCACUAGGUUAGGUUGGCUUAUCUGAUAUCUCCUUCUCAAUUUCAUAGGAAUCUUCUGCUAUUUCUCGACUCCGUAGCCCUCGUCGUGGGCAAAGGUUUAACCAUAUUCCUCGCUAAAACCCCUCAUCUUCUUCAAUUUUUCCACUAUUUAACCUAACAACACUCCCCCUUCUCUCAGAUAAAGCCUCAUGGGGAAUUGCUUUUUUGCUAAGCGUCAUAAUGAUGGGGAUGAGUCCGAUCACAAUGUUGAAUUCACCGGUGGAAAUGUGCAUCUCAUCACUACCAAGGAAUCUUGGGAGCAAAAGCUUGAUGAAGCUAACACAGAUGGAAAGCUUGUGGUAGCAAAUUUCAGCGCUACAUGGUGUGGCCCUUGUAGAAUAAUUGCACCUUUCUUCGUCGAGCUGUCUGAGAAGCACCCUUCGAUAAUGUGUCUCACAGUCGAUGUAGACGAACUAACUGAAUUCAGCACAUCAUGGGAUAUAAAGGCAACUCCGACCUUCUUCUUCCUCAAAGACGGCCAGCAAAUCGACAAGCUCGUGGGUGCAAAUAAACCAGAACUAGAGAAGAAGUUGAUUGCCAUACUAGAAACUAGAUUCACUGGCACCACCUUGCCCAACAUAAUUUCUUCCUGCCAUUGAAGCUCGAGGAAUUGGUAGAUCUUCUCUUUUCCUUGUCACUUUCGACGUAUAUUGUAAAUCCAAAACAGGUAAUAUUUUGUUUAUGGUAUGUAUCGCUAGAAUCAUGUAUGUGUGAGAUAUUGAGAUUUUGUUAUUAUAACAUAGUAAUAAAGAGUGUAUUUUGUCCUCCCAUCAA